Messenger RNA from Salmo salar (Atlantic salmon), 6464 nucleotides. RefSeq lists its product as uncharacterized. Lineage: Eukaryota; Metazoa; Chordata; Actinopteri; Salmoniformes; Salmonidae. The record is from RefSeq and is a predicted model, not a curated record.
GGUAUUGCGCGGGUAAGUUUGCUAGCUAGCCUGCUUAGUAAGGUUGGCUUCUUAGCAUUCAUUGCCAUGGUUAUCAAUUGUACCGCUGAAAUGGAACAUAAAUCACAGAAAAUAAAGUGGUGACAGCUGCAUAGAAGUACUUGGAGGUACGAUAUUUGACAAGAGUUAAAGGGUGUAUAGGGAGAUGGUGUCCCGUCCCCCCAGGCCGUUUGCAUGGUGCACUGUACGACCCGAUGGGAUCAUGUAGUGGAAUGGUAGUGGGUUUUUAAUGAGUGUAGGUGGCAGCUGCAGAGAAGUACCUGGGUGUACGAGAUAUUACUGCAGAAGAGGUAAUGGGGUGGUGAUUUUAAUGAAAUAGUGGUAUAUACUGUAGGUGUAGGGCUAGUUGUUGGAUUUAUUCAUUUUAGGAACAGGAAUAAUGAGAAUUUAAUGUAGGUAGGAAAUGAUUGGCCUCACUUUAGUACAGUGGGUGGCGGUGUAUAUGCAUUUAAAUUGGAUGCAAUCCGCCAAUCCCGAAGGAGAAUCAAAUCAAAUGUUUUUAUAUAGCCCUUCUUACAUCAGCUGAUCUUUCAAAGUGUUGUACAGAAACCCAGCCUAAAACCCCAAACAGCAAGCAGUGUAGAAGCUAUCUGGCUUGUGCUUGUAGUCAAAUAAUAACAAAGAUGUUCAACGAAAGCGUUUUUCGUGCGCGUGUAGCGUCCGUAAUGGAAACUUUAACAGCAACAGCCGUGCGAGCAGUGUGUCAAAUAAUGGAAGAAAGCUACGCUGCUCUUCGUGUGGAAAUGGAGUGUAGCCGUGACCCGAACCGGAAGCCCCUGACGAAGGAGACUGGCACAGGGAUGGAUAAUGAGAAGGAGACUGUACAAGCAUUGAACCCUUGCAGUUCUUCUGAUCGUAUACAAAUGGCAGGUUUGAGAAAGACCACUGUUGAGGAACUGCAGGAUGAAGAAGAGGCCAGCGGUGCUGAUACGGAAGAUGAUCCCACAGGUCAUGAUGAUUACACUCCACUGUUACCGAUGACAUCGCAAGGACCAUCACAGCCUGUUAAACCAAAGACCACUUCCUCUCUGGUUAAGCUUACGGAAGAUGAGGUGCACCAUUCGAUUGUUCCUGUCAAUUCUCUGCUAUCACUCACAAGAUGCACAACCUGCUGCAAACUGUUCCACUGUCCACUUUGUCUCAGCUUUAAACCAACCAAACGCUCAAGAUUACAGCGCCAUGUUGAUGUGCACCUGAAAAAUGCAGUGUCUUUCAAAGAUAAAAAGAUUUGUAAAUGCAAUUUGGACUGUAGGACAGAUGGCCAUUAUCACUGCCCCCAGUGUGAGAGAACUAUCAUCAGGAGGGAUGCCAUGACAAGUCAUCUGCUGUUGUGUCAAGGGGCUUCAGCUCCUGUUUCAUCAUCUGCACUGCCCUCUACGCAGGCUGCACCGUCCACACCUUUGGUACUGCCCACUCCUGCUGUAAACCAGCGUAUUGAAAUCACCGCCCAUAACCAACUGCCUCAAAGUCCAGCCUAUAGGACUCUGACGACUGUGUGUGAUCACUGUGGUUUUGUGCUCCUGAGAAAGAACUUGAAGCAGCACCUGCUGAGGAAACACCCGGAGAUAGCCACUCCAUUGGAGGGAGCAGAAUCAGAUCCUGUGUCUGUGGUACAACAACACGGCACUAUGAAACAUGCUGAAGGGACCAGGCGGAGACUGACCGCCACCUGCACCAUAUGUGGGCGUACGGUGACCAUGAAGAACAUGCGAGCACACAUGAACAGAAAACACCCUGAUUCCUAGUAGAUGCCUGAUUUGCAAACAGAGGCAUCAUAGCCUGAUCCCAGAUCUAUUUGUGCUUUUGCCUUUUGUCAUUGUCGAGCAAAAAGGUUUGGCCAUGACAGAGUGGAAAGUUAGUUAAAGAGGUUCUGGAUUUCAGGCUAUAGGUUUCAUGCAUCAACUACUUCAUUGAUGGCUGAAUUCUAUUAUCAUUUUUUUUUUUUUAUAACAAAUCUUGUAAAUUCAUGUUGCAAUUUUCUCCAUUUGUAUGGUAAAAAAAUAUACAUUUGUUAAUCUGACCCCUCAGUUUCAUUGGGUUACGGUUAUGACCUGGCUGCCAGUUCCAUUUCCAAGGCCUGAGUGCUGGUCUUGCAAAAAAUUGGGAGGAAAACUGUAGACAUUUUGUUAUUUUGAACAUUUCCUGCAGUCUCUAUAACUUGUUAAAGUUGACUAUUGUACAAAGUAUGUUGAAAAGCUGGGGAAUCAUGCUCCACUCACACCAAACAAUGGUUGUUCAAAUCUAGGCUAUUAUAAUCAAGUUAUAUAGCUUAGUAUGUUAUAACUGUAGAAAGGUAGCAGCUCAUAAGAUCAAGAGGAUGAGAAUGUUUGAAAGUUUGUUCAGGCAGUUUGUCUUGUUGAUUUUGUUUAGUGGGAGAGAAAAAAACGCCACUUAUGCUUUUGGGAAAUUUCGUAUUAAUAUUUUUGAGUAUCAAAUAAAUUCUCAACAAAAGAUGUAAGAAGCUGCUAGAAUCAAGGGCGUAUCUAAACUUGUAUUUACGGUAUUUCGGCCCGCCCAACCUCGUCAGCUGUCCGGAACUAAUCAAAAGAAAACUUCCGGAGGAGGUGAAGAGGUGUGAAAAGGUGAAGCCACCAUCUGAUAACAAAGAAGUUGUUCACUGUAGCCUUCUCUUCUCACAUCACAGUAGGAACAAAGUAGAUUGUUUGUUGUAGUCUACUUGGUAACUAUGUCUCACGAACUCGCUUUUCGUUGUCGUGUCACCUCCAUUAUGGAAGCUUUGACAGCAACAGUCGUGCAAGAAAUCUGUCAAUUUAUGGGAGAAAGCUAUGCUGCUCUUCGAGUGGAAAUGUUGCAUGAACAAAAUAAAAAAAGAGACAAGGAUGGAGAAGCCAGCGAACUGCCUUAAGAACGUUUCAAAACCUGUUAGCCCACCAAGUUUGGGAAACUUUCCAAUCGUGGGGCAAAUCCUCAAUAAACAAGAGGCCAACUAUCAUUGGCUAGAAGACGGUGCUGUUUUUGAAGGCCUAGCAUCACCGGUGCCAGAGACGGAGAGACGAGAGCCAUCACAGCCCGCUGGUCAGAUUACAGACACGGUACCAUGGCCAGUAUGGCUCAUCAAACAGGAGGAAAUGGCUGAUGAUGAUCUGGAAUCGGAAGGUUACGGCGAGUGGAUUCCAGAGACUCCCAAGGCCAACCAGAAUAUCACAGGAGAAAGUGAUGAGGACGAGAGAAGUCCAGCCUCUGGGGGAUCCAAAGAACCUGGACUCGACGACUUCAAGAGAGAACAGAGUCCGUUGCUGGUGUCAGCUGAGGAUACUGCGACACCCAUAAAGACAAAGUAUGAAACGCGCAUGUUAAAACACACUGGGAAGCCACGUUUUCGCUGCGAUAUCUGCGGUGAGAAAUUCCAGCGUCAGAGCGGCUUGACCAGGCACCAGCGGCACAAACACAACACCGUGAAAACCUACAGUUGCACUGUGUGUGGGAAAGGGUUCACCUACAUCAAAUCCCUCAACACGCAUGAGCUCAUGCACUCUGACCUCUCUAUCCGUUCAACUAUAACUCUGGAUGAAGCCAAGGCAAGAAAAAGAGGUCUGACUGAUGAACCCACAGACAGAAAUGCAGCAGGAGAUAUGAUUAGUGCCAUCCUUCACUCAAAGCCAGGUGGAGAAAAGGUAUUCCGGGAGUAUGGGAAAACCAAAGGUCUUACGGAUAGCACACGGAGACUGAUGGUCAACAUUAUUGUGGCCGACAUGAUGGAAAACCAUGGUAGGAUCCCCCCAUCAAGUGUCCGCACCAACUACGCCCUGGGGAUUGUGACUUUAUUCCCCUACUUGAAUGAUCCAGAUUCAGAGCAUGGUUAUGAACAAUAUUACGACGCAGCUAGUGGGUCUGGUUAUCUGACCUGGAGAAUAAAGACAGUGGGGCGCAACAAAUCAUGUAAGAUCAAGAGGAGAACCAAGUCCACCUAUCAAAAUGGUCCCAAGGCUCAACACAGUUCCCCUUCAGCUGUUGAGGAACUGUUAGGUGAUGAAUGCAAAGGCACAGCUAAGUUCCUCCUGCACGACGAGCAAGUGUCCAUGUCUGAGGUCUCUAUCUGCUCAGUUGGGUCUGAUUCCUCUGGAUCAGCUUUAACUCUGGAGAAAACGAAGGCAAGAAAAAGACGUCUGACUGAUGAACCUACAGACAGAAAUGCAGCCAGAGAUAUGAUUAGUGCCGUCCUUCACUCAAAGCCAGGUGGCGAAAAGGUAUUCCAGGAGUAUAGGAAAACCAAAGGUCUUACAGAUAGCACACGGAGGCUGAUGGUGAACAUUAUUGUGGCCGACAUGAUGGAAAGUCAUGGGAGGAUCCCCCCAUCAAGUGUCCGCACCAACUACGCCCUGGGGAUUGUGACUUUAUUCCCCUACUUGAAUGAUCCAGAUUCAGAGCAUGGUUAUGAAAAAUAUUACGAUGCAGCUAGUGGGUCUGGUUACCUGACCUGGAGAAUAAAGACAGUGGGGCGCAACACGUCAUGUAAGACCAAGAAGAGAACCAAGCCCACCUAUCAAAAUGGUCCCAUGGCUCAGCGAAGUUGCCCUUCAGCUGUUGAGCAACUGUCGAGGGAUGAAUGCAGAGAGGCGAUAUCUGUGCUUCAGCAUACAACAACUAAUGAGUCACUGGUUCGAGAGAAGAUGAUGGCGACGUUCCAAUACAGACAGGAGGUGGUUCAUGAUCCGGAGAAGUCCUCAACUGUCCUAGAUGUCUUCCCCAGAUUCCUUGACACUACAGGCUUGAUCAACCAAGAUUUCACCAGACUUUUCGGAGAGGUGGUGUCUGGGACAUUUAUGGCGAAGUGGCCAACAUUUUUCAAACCCAGGGUCAUCGCAGAUUGCAAAACCCUUCCCUUCAGCGAACCUGUGGAAGACCUCCUCACAUCUGCGCAGCAGGAAUCCAAUGAUUAUGGAUGGGAGAGUGACUUGGCAGCCAUUUUGUUGCUUCUGCAUCUCCUACCCCCGACCUCAAAGGGCCCAAAGACCGCAAAGAUCCGUACCUCUCAAGCUGCUGACCAUCUGGUUAGAUUUAUGAAGGUAGGGACAAGUAUGGUGACCUUCCUUGAGACAGUUAGACAUGAGCAGCAGCCCUUCCUCCUCUGUGUCGGUGAAAGGAAGAACAGCAUUCAGAAGUUUUACAUCGUCGUUGACCAGAAGGCCAUCCCAUGCAAGACCCAAACAUCAGUGGCAGCUUUUGAUGAGCUCUUUAAGGCACACUAUGUCUUCAGUGUGUCCUACCAUGAAGCGUUGUGUAACUUCUACACAUUCAUCCAGACCACCGUGUACGGUAUCGACGUGGGGAAGGCAAAGGAGUCCUCAAGAGUCAAGGAGAUUAGAGUAAGGCUGCUUAACAAAGACCAGGGGAGUGGUGCUGCCGGAGCACAAGGGAGCGGCGCUCCGGCCCUUUUCUCAAUUUGAGAAUAAGUUAGUUUAACAGCAUCUGCUCUAUUUCACUCCUGAAACAGUAACUCAAGAAGAUUUAAAUGCAUAUCCCCAUGAAGCUGAUUGAGAUCACAUGAUUGUCAUGCAGAUGCAGUCUGGACAUUUCACCGGUAAAACGCAAAGAAUUAUCAUUUACCAUUGACACUGAUGGCCUAUUUGUAAAUUAGAUAUGCCUGACUUGAUGUUUGAGGGUAUUACAAAUAUAACAUUUUAGUGAGAGUGUGGGCAGAUGGAGGAUGCAUAUUGUAUUAUAAUAUUCAAUAGGUUACAUCUGUCAGUACAAACUUUGAUUUUAAAAUUAUGUAAUUCACUUUUUUGGGGUCAGCUCCCACAUCUAACUAAACAAAUGGCACUAUACCACUGAGAAAACAUGUGAACACUUGAGAAUUUGUAAAAUACACUACAGCAGUUGUGCAUUGCUUUUUUUGACAUAAGAAAUUGUCAUGGUUUGUCAAAAUAUACUUGAAUCUGGACAGCAUAUACACUGAACAAAUAUAAAUGUAACAAUUUUACUGAGUUCAUAUAAGGAAAUCAGUCAAUUAAAUUAAAUUCAUUAGCCCCUAAUCUAUGGAUUUCACGACUGGAAAUACAGAUAUGCAUAUUUUGUUUCAGUGCGUUAAAAAAGGCUAGGGGCGUGGAUCAGAAAACCAGUCAGUAUCUGGUGUGACCACCAUUUGCCUAAUGCAGCAAGACAUCUCCUUUGCAGUGUUGAUCCGGCUGUUGAGUGUUGUCUCACUCCCCUUCAAUGGCUGUGCGAAGUUGCUGGAUAAUGGCGGGAAUUGGAACAUGCAGUCUUACGUCGAUCCAUAGCAUCCCAAACAUGCUCAAUGGGUGACGUGUCUGGAGUAUGGAAUUAUGUGCAGAUCCUUGCAACAUGGGGCCGUGCAUUAUCAUGCUGAAACAUGAGUUGAUGGUGAAGGAUUAGUGGCACAACAAUGGGCCUCAAUCUCGUCACAGUACCUUUGCAUUAAAAUUGCCGUCGAUAAAAUGCAA